This is a messenger RNA of Zootoca vivipara (common lizard), 8562 nucleotides long. RefSeq names its product arkadia (RNF111) C-terminal like ring finger ubiquitin ligase 2C (gene ARK2C). Gene Ontology annotation, cellular component: nucleus. Gene Ontology annotation, biological process: motor neuron axon guidance; positive regulation of BMP signaling pathway. The record is from RefSeq and is a predicted model, not a curated record. Gene Ontology annotation, molecular function: zinc ion binding; ubiquitin protein ligase activity. Lineage: Eukaryota; Metazoa; Chordata; Lepidosauria; Squamata; Lacertidae.
GGGAAAGCGCGCGCGGGGAGGAGGGGAGAGAAGCGCAAAAGGCACCAGCCGAGCCCAGCGCAAGGCCUCCCUCCCAUUGGCUGCGAUUCCCUUUGUGCGCCAGGCAGCUGCGAGCCUCAGCUCUCUAUUUGAAUGUAUACAGGGCACUGGGAAGGGACCAUUUCCAUGGGCCAUCUGUCUUACUCUAGCCCGCAGCAGCAGCAGCAGCAGCAGCCUCUCCAGAAACAGCAGACGCCAGCACUGCCAAAACCAUCACCAUCGCCACCGAGGAGGAGAAGGAGGAGGACCCCCGCCGCCGCUGCCGCCACCACCACCAUCACCGAGGGAUAGUUCCAGCCCCAGGGGACCACAGCAGCUGGCCAGGAUGGUUUUGGUACACGUCGGCUAUCUUGUUCUUCCAGUGUUUGGCUCUGUGCGAAACAGAGGCGCUCCUUUUCAAAGGUCUCAGCAUCCUCAUGCUACCUCCUGCCGGAACUUCCACCUGGGCCCCCAGCCUCAGAUUUCCACAGACUUCCCCCUGCCUCACGCCGUCCAGCCUCACAUGGCAACCGCGCACCAGCACGGAGGCCCCCUGCACCCGCCCCUUCCGCCUCUGCCUGCCCUGCCAUUCCAGGAAGUGACGGGACCCUCUUUCCUACCUCAGGCCCUUCACCAGCAAUACCUCCUCCAGCAGCAGCUCCUCGAGGCCCAGCACCGCAGACUCAUGCCUCAUCCCAGGUCACCAUUAAGCUCUGUGCAGGCAACUGAUCCAGGGCGGACUCAGGAGCGUAUCUCUGUCCAACCUCAUCGGUUACAUCCAAGCUUCGAAUUUGGCCAUCAACUGCAGACUCCUCAACCCAUGGGCCCCCAGCCCAGAUAUUUAGCAGAAGGAACAGACUGGGAUCUCAGCGUCGAUGCUGGCCUAACUCACAACCAGUUCCAGGUCAGGCCAGUUCCACAGCAUUAUCAGCAUUACUUAGCGACACAACGAAUACAGCAUUUCCCCCGGAACACUUCCUCAACGCAGAUGGUUGUUCAUGAAAUUAGAAACUACCCUUAUCCUCAGCUUCAGCUACUUGCUCUUCAGGGACUGAAUCCAAACAGGCACACGUCUGCUGUGAGGGAAAGUUAUGAAGAGCUUUUGCAACUGGAAGACAGGCUGGGUAGUGUGAACAGGGGGGCCGUCCAGAACACCAUUGAACGGUUCACUUUCCCACACAAAUACAAGAAGAGGAGACCGCAGGAAAUCAAAGCAGUAAAGGAAGAUGGGGAGGAGUCGGACACCGAUGAGAAAUGCACCAUCUGUCUCUCGAUGCUCGAAGACGGAGAGGAUGUGAGGCGUUUACCUUGUAUGCAUCUGUUUCACCAAGUGUGUGUGGACCAGUGGCUCGCGACCAGCAAGAAAUGCCCCAUCUGCCGAGUGGACAUUGAAACACAGCUUGGGUCUGACAGCUGAGAGGAGAGCCAGCUCUGGGGAUGUGUCCUCUUUUCCUUUCCUUUUCUUGGUCCUUCCUGGGGCGUCAAAGCCCCUUUGCAGCAAAAGUUUUGCCUUUCUGAGCCAUUUGAUUUUGUGUGUGUGUGUGAAGAAAGCCUGCAAGCACAUUCGCAGAUUAUUUUAAAAUAAUAAUAAUUAAUUUUUAAAAAGAAGAAGAAGAGGAAGACGAAAAUGAGGAAGACAGAAAAGAUGAUGAUGAUGAAGAAGAAGAGUUGGUGGUUUAUAAUAUCUAGAGGUAGGAGGAGAUCCAUGCCACUUUGUUGACUGCGAAGCAUGGGAUGCGCAGCUAGAAAGCCGGCGGGAAGAGUUAGCUGUGGGAAAGGACGGUACAUAAUGUUCCUAGUUAUGGCCUCUCAAUCCUGCUUCUCAAAAGGAUUGUAUAUAAUAUACCUCUUGAAUAAGUAGAAACACAUUAGGGGUUCUUUAGCUAUUUCUAUGGAUGGCUUCCGGAGCAUGUGCGCUUAAAGAAAUGUCGUCUUUUGAUGCCCUGUCAUCUUGUGGUGGAUAUGUUGCUAUUAACCUAAUCUGCACCAAACAUCACAUUGGGGUUCUUGAUUUCGUUUCGUUUUUCCAUAAGGUUCCUUACUUUGGUGCCUGGCUGAAACAUUAUUGGGGAUGGGGAGGUGGGGGGACACAAUGACACAAGAGUAAAGUUCUUUUCUUGCCUGGGUGAAAACAGGGGGGGAGGAAUCCUGUUUAGCAGCAUUUGAGUCGGGAAAAGUUUGCGGUGAGGUAGGAAAUUAAAGAAAAUGAGGGAAAGUGGAAAUUGGAAGGAAAUUUGGGGUUGGGGGUUGGAGGAAAGAGCGGGAAACUGUCUUCCUGUUUAUCUGCUGGUGCUGGACAUGAUGCUCAGGGCACAAGCCCAGGAUGAAUUUUGCUUCCGUCUACCGGAUCUGAAUGAUGGGUCUCCCAAGGAAGGAUUAGAACAUCUCUCCACAAACCACAGGCUUAGCCUCUUUCUCCUUCAGAAAAAGACAUAUGAGGUGUUAUUAAUUUGACACUCUCCCUUUUGGAGCAAUGGGACCAUUUUCUGCCUCUUUUAAAAACAACAUGGCAGCCAUUUGAUUGUCAGUAGGCAGGGAGGUCCUGAAUUUGCUUGGGGGGGGGCAGUGACAAGGUGACUUUUAACCCUGGAGGGCUCUUUUUGGCUCUAUAUCUUGUGACUGGGAGGAGGAAGCGAUCUUCAUCUGGUCUUGUGCAUGAGUUGGAUAGGUGGUUUAAGCUCCUAGUUUUGCUAGUAGAAUACACUGUCUUUGGUAACUGGUCGGGGUGAGUCUGAAAGGCCACAGGAAACAGAUUCUGCCGUCUCUUGGCAACACAAUAAGCACAAGCCCUGCUCUCCAAAGCAUGGAGAACGGGGCCUAAAGACCACAUCUUGCCUGUUCUACCUUAAAUUCUUGCACAAAAACAACAUGGGAAGUUUCUCAUCAAAUCCCAUAGAACUCUUCCAGAAAUAAUCCCCCACCUCGCUCUCUCAGGAUCCCAGAAACUGAAGGAACGGCAGGGGCUGACUGAGCGAAAUCUUCCACUUUUCUUCCAGAUCUUUGCGCUGUCUACUCUGUGUGUGUGUGUGUGUGUGUGUGUGUGUGUGUGUGUGUGUGUGUUUAGAGAGGUUUUAGCACUCAAGACAAACCCUGCAAUGCUUAUUUUUCAAGUGGCUGACUCUUGGCUGUGUUCUUCCAAAAGAGCCUUAUGGCUGCAAAUUAAGUAAAAGGGGAGGGGAAAACUUCAGCCCAAAUUUACAUGGUGAAAGUCUUUUGAUACAUGGAAUAUUCUGAACACAAAACAACAUUUCAGGUUCAUGGGAAACAUUAGAAUGAUGCUCUGAUCUUGGGAGGCAAAUGUGUGCGCAUAUGUAGUUAUUAUGUCCUGAAACUGGUUUUCAGGCUGUCAACUGCGUAAUAUGCACGUAAUGUAGCUAAGUUGGGCAAUGUCUACUGAAGGAGUGUUCCACAUCCUUAGCAGAACGGGGAAUGAUAUGUGCAAUCUGCUGUUCAGGAAGAGGAAUGAGGGUCAGGACAAAUUCAGCCAUUCCCGAUCUCUUUUCCUCACCAAGCAGCUGACCAGUGGAAUGACAGCUUCCUUUACAAAACUUUCACCACACAGCAGAGAAGCCAACACUUAGGGGCCAUGGGGGCUAGGCUUCCACAAAGUUGAUGGGCAUUCCCAUUCAAAUGGUGUGCGUGCACCGCUUCAUGUGACCGAUUAUGCUGCAUGGGGCUGUCCUGGGCCCGCAAAGUAUUUUAUUCAAGUUGGCACCCCUGCCCCACAGCCCAACAUACUGCAAACAUUCGGCUGGUUUUUAACCUGUAUAUUUAAACUGGUCUCAAACUGGUCUAAAACAGAAGGCCAUGCCCCCCUGGUAAAAUUACUUUUGCGUGCUUGUUCAAUAUUCUUUGUAGGAGAGUCCUUGGCCCAUACACUCAUGACAGUGGUUCCUGGCGGCUCCUUGAGCGGUGACCAUCAUAGGUAUUUUAUGUCCUUCUAUUUUAGGCCUGAACCCAGGAUGGGCUGUAUAGCACAAAGCAUACAAAACAAGUGAAAACCAUAAAAACACACACAUUUCAAUAUUGUUGUUGGUGUUUAGUCGUUUAGUCGUGUCCGACUCUUCGUGACCCCAUGGACCAUAGCACGCCAGGCACUCCUGUCUUCUACUGCCUCCCACAGUUUGGUCAAACUCAUGUUCAUAGCUUCGAGAACAUUGUCCAACCAUCUCGUCCUCUGUCGUCUCCUUCUCCUUGUGCCCUCCAUCUUUCCCAACAUCAGGGUCUUUUCCAGGGAGUCUUCUCUUCUCAUGAGGUGGCCAAAGUAUUGGAGCCUCGGCUUCAGGAUCUGUCCUUCCAGUGAGCACUCGGGGCUGAUUUCCUUCAGAAUGGAUAGGUUUGAUCUUCUUGCAGUCUAUGGGACUCUCAAGAGUCUCCUCCAGCACCAUAAUUCAAAAGCAUCAAUUUCAAUAUAGUUUCUUUAUUAUUAUUUUUAAAAAUGCAAAAACAACAUUAUGAAAACUGGUCCUUUGAAUCAGGCGGCUUACUUGAGGGUUCAGAAGUGAGAGAGGCUGAUGGCCCAGUUCAUAAGCUCAUUUUUGUGUGCUAUUUUUACUACGUUGCAUUUUUCUCAUCCGCUGACCUUUACAGAUAAAGCUAGCUAUAGAGUGAUCUUUUCUUCCUGCCUGGCCAGAAGCAUCAGUGUUUUAAAAGGCUUGCUAGAUGCCCAAUUCAUUCAGGAUGAAAACAGCCCCCUGGACCAGUUUGCAAAAGUACAAAUAUAUUUAUAUGAAUGAAAUUAAUUUGAUACUCUCCCUUUUGGAGCAAUGGAACCAUUUUCUGCCUCUUUUAAAAACAACAUGGCAGCCAUUUGAUUGUCAGUAGGCAGGGAGGUCCUGAAUUUGCUUUUGGGGGGCAAAUAUAUGAAUAUAUAUAUAUAUGAAUGAAAUAUAUAUAUUAAUGAAACACCCCACCUCCAAAAAGAAAAAGAAAAAGCUUGGGAUGCUUUCUAACUGUGAGUGGGUGGAAACAGAGAGAUUGGAAUCCUGAGCAGCUUGCAAUGAUGAAUGAAUUGAUUAAGUUGUCUAAAACUCACAUGGUGAUUAAACCAAUUUUGCUUGGUGACAACCUAAAAACAACAAUGAUAAUCACGCCCUCCCCUGAAAAUGUAAAGUUCAGUUCAAGAGUACAAUUUUUGCAAUAAUAAAUAUUUCAAUCCCUUUGUCACAAGAGGCAGUGAUUUAAGCGAAGGCUCACCCUCUCUCAGUCUUUUGCCUGGCAGUCCUCUGGAGGAUCAAAAGAAACAAGCAUUAUCCCACUUGCCUUUAUACAUUUUUAAUACUCUGAGGCAACAAAGGAAAAAUAACAAGCUCCCCACACCCUGCACAUUUUUCUAUUACCAAAAGGACUUCAGUACAAGUGGGGGUCCCACAAAUGUUUGCAGAAAUAUUUGUUCUCAGUUCAGACCUUCUUGCCAUUUUGCCCCCAUCCCUUCGUAACAACCACACAUUGCCUCUUCUGUCUUCAGCUCCUAUGCGCUGGUGCCUUUUUUGACCAGUUUAUUCUAACUUAUUCUGUGACCUCACAGGAGCUCAGCCAAUGGCUAAGAAUGGCUUGCAGGUAACUGCCAAAUUGUGUUUAAUCCCUCAGGUUUUAUUGCUGGUAUUUGUUCCUGACAGGGUUGGGGUUUUUUUUUAAGGGUCUUGUAGAACUACUAUUUCCCAGCAAAACUUCACAUUCUCUCUUUUAUAUAUAUCGUUUUAUUAGCAUUCCUCCAACCCUCAGCCCAAAAUGCCAAGCAGGGACAAAGGAUGAAUGGAAAGUAUAAAUGUGAGCAUGGAAACUCUUCUCCAUCAUGGGUUCUUCCUCCUUUCCUUGGAAAGGCUGAGGCAGUGGGAUGUAAUAUUUGAGCACACUUUCUGUCUACCUUAGCUUCUUUCCCCAUUGGAACAAAUGAGGAAAUCUCUUGCAUUGGAUUCAGAGACAGUGAUUGGCUGACAUGAGUCCCCAAGCUCAUGGCUGCCCACUGCUGAGUUCCAGCCUCUUUACUACUUCUGUCUGGCCAUGCUAUUUAGAGAAGAAGCUCAUUGCAGUUGCCUAGCAAGACCCAGAAGUGCUCCCUCAACAGAACCCAGAGGGGAAGGAACUGAGGCAUAAACCAGCAGAGCAAGCCGGACUUGGACCCUGUUCCAGAGAGCCCAUUCAUUUGGUUCUACUAAUCUGGGAUUGACACCUGCAUCCAACCCAAGUUCUACUCCUGCUGAAAGGAGUAGAUCUGAGUUAGUCACGUCCAUUAAUGUAAAUGGAUCUGUUUUGAAUAGAACUGGCAUUGGGUUUUAGCCAAUGCUAGCCCUACUCAGAGCCGACCCAUUGAUGUUACUCGACAGGACUCACUUAGGAAGCUAAAUAGCUUAGUCGGUAGAGCGUAAGAAUCUUAAUCUCAGGGCUGUGGGUUCAAGCCCCACAUUGGGCAAAAAGGUUCCUGCAUUUCAGGGGGUUGAACUAGAUGACUCCAUAAUUAUAUUAUUCUAACAGGUCUUCUUCUCUGAGUAGAAUUUAGUUGCAUGCAGCCCAUAGUGUGCCACAAAACUUUGACCAAAAACAGCAUUGUCCGUUCUGGAAAACAGAGUUGAUCCCAAGAUGCGAGGAGUGAGAAUGCAUUGCAGGCUGUUGAACUAGAUGAGCCUUUGGGUCCCUUCUAUGAUUCUAUGAAUGGUUUUCUUAACCAAACACAUCUGCUGUAAUGAACAGGCUGUGUUCAGUGAUGCAACUCUGCCGGUUCCAGGAACUUCUGUGCACAAAACAAAACUAGAACCUCUCCCUUUGUGCCCUCAAAAACAGCUCUGGAGGAUUGGGGGACCCUCUGAAGCAUUUGCAGGGACACACAGGGAGAUGAGGAAAUGAAAUUCUUGUUGCGCAGAGGAACCCUGCUGGCAUGACAUUGGAUACAACCCUAUGAUUCCUCAUAUGUCACCGUCUUGUUUUGCUUUGAACAGAGGAAGAGAGAGCGCAGUGGCAAUGGGAGGAGGCAAGUUUGGAAAGAUUCACUUCACAUGAUCUUUCUUGUCUUCUGAGGGAAGAACAGGCAUCCAUUAAUUUUCUUUUGAAACAAUUAAAAGCCCUCUUUGCAAGGAAAAAAUCCAAGGGUCGCUUACUUUUGCUGGAAGGUGGCGCUAGAAAUCACUAGCCGCCUUCCAAUUUGCUUUGCUAAACUUUAGGGUUGAAGCCCAAAGUCAAGAAGAGUUGAGUGCCUUGGGACUUAAAAACAAACAAACAAACAAAUAGAAAACAUUGCCCAACAAUAUGGCUUGGGCUUACUUCCAGCAGCAGCAGAUUAUACUGUUAAUAGCAUUUAAUAAUCAUAGUAAUUAAUAAUAGCAAUCAAAAACAAGAGUGAUAUGGGAUAUUGGUAAUGGGACAGGGGUUUUGGUUGUGUCAAGUUCUAAGCAAAUGUACAGGGAAAAGUUGGCCAAACUUCAACCAAAGGGGCAGCUUGCAACAUGGGUUUCUUCCAGAGAUUCUUGACUUACAUAGAUGGGCAACCAACAGCUGUUUCCAUGACUGGCUAUGCUGGGAUUGAGCUUCAGAAUCUAUUUACAAGCUGAAAACUUUCAUCCUGAUUCUUUCCAAAAGAGUUGGCCUAUUUUCAUGUACAGGGUGCUUCCACUCAGAAAUGGCACCCACUGCUCCCUUUUUAAACUGCUAAGCACAGGAAGAAGAAUUGACCUCAGGGGACCCUAGUUCUUCAUUUGCGCUGUGCUAUCUGCAAUGAUCCUGGUUAAACUUGUUCCAGAAUGUAGCUGCUCCAGCAUCACUAUUUGGCUGGGUUGCCGCCUCCCAGGACAGAGGUCUUAUUAAGUGGUCUACCGAGAAGGAGAGCCGCCAUCUUUGUUCUUGUUUUCUUUUCUUCGUGGGACCCAUUGGUUUGAAAGUGGCAAGUGUUGAUUCCAAAUCCUCCUUGGAUUUCCUGUUCCUAAGGAAGAAGGCACCCACCACCCCAGUUGGGGGUCUCCCUUGCUCCUGCCUCUUAUGGGACAGCUAUGGAGACGUGCUAGCCCAUCUUAUUCUGGGGCCUACAAAACUUAUGGGACUUUAUUAAAAUCACAGCAAGAAUGGAAUGGGAAUUACUGUGGCAUUUGGUACCAAUGAAGAGGGGGAGAUUCCCUCCCUCAAAGCAAAUGCCACCUUCAGAGGAGAGGUUUUCCUAAGGGUUCAACGCCCUCUGCCAGCUGCAAUCCCAGUAAUUAGCAGCAACACCCCCCCAACUGAUGCUAUUUGCAUUCUUCAAAACCUGCAGUUAGAUGCAUUUGAUGUCGCACCUAGUUUGACCCUUUGUGUCUUGCAGAAAGUGCUUAGACCUUGACAAAGCCAAACUCUUACUUGGGAAAUAUUUUUAAUGGGGAGGGAAAGGGGCUCUUUUUAGCCCUGUCUGAAAAGCAACCAUUCUUCGUGGGAGGAAGCAAGAGCUUUCAAUCCAAGUGCUUAAAAGCCUAUGCGAAAGUAUUAAUAUAUAUACAUACAUGCGUACAUAUAUAUAUAUUAUAUUAUUUGCCUAAUGAAUAAUAAGCACAGGUUUUUUUAAAAAAAAUGGUGAAGCAAAUCACC